Odocoileus virginianus texanus is the source of this 5224-nucleotide messenger RNA. NCBI's taxonomy places the organism in Eukaryota, Metazoa, Chordata, Mammalia, Artiodactyla, Cervidae. The record is from RefSeq and is a predicted model, not a curated record.
GCUCACAGCUCAGGUCAAAGGGGAAGAAAGCCUGGUGGAAGGAAUCCAGGAACGACUGUAUCAGCUGCUAGUCCUUUCCAGCAAGGAUUGUAUGUGAAUUUUAGAAAAUAUACAUUUAAAGCAUUGCAUAUACUAAAUGUUUUAAAGUAUUUGCCUUGCUGUUGUGAGCUUUUAACACCAGCUGUAAAAACAGAAAUGUGCAGGAAAAGGACAGAUGGUGACAGAUCAGAAUGGAUAAUAAAGAACUUCUUUAUAGCUGCUAAUUAAGUGGCAAAUUGCAGUUAUACUUAAAUGAUUGAUGUAAUGUAAAUGGCUUCUUAAUAUGUAUAUUUUUCUGUACAGAAAUGGCCUGAAAAUGGUCACAGAAGUACACAUAAUUUCAUAAAUGAAUAAGGCAGAUAUUCUCUUGAAAAAGUUAAAUUUUAGAACUGUUAUUGUUUUCUAAAUGAGCCAUUUCAGAAGAACUUAAAAUUUAAAAGCCAAAACCUUGAGAUUUUAGUUAAAAAUAAAUUAUUUCUUGUGUGUUAAGGAAAAAUGCCUGUUUGAAUACCUAAGUGAAUUUAUGUGUGAUUACCUAUGAAUGUGCUCUGCAAUAAAAUUUAGUAUUUAGCUUGGAAUUUCCACUGCCAACAGAACACUUCAUUUUGAGCUUUUGUUUCUAAGUAUAAUAGUUAAAACCUGAUAUAGUUUUGUUUUAUGAAACACAAUAGUUACGUGGUCAAAACUGAGUCUAAACGUGUGUUACUUCAUUUGGUAAGUGUGACGAGAGAGUUUGAUAAAGUGAAAUGGUGGACUGAACUUAUUUCAUCACAGCCAUUAGUUUUCACCUGGUAAAGAAGAACCUUGAGGUUCUUAUAUUUCAUAAUGACAUGAUGGGCUACUAGUAUUCUUUAAAGAGUGGGGGAAAUAAGCAGCUUUGGAAGUUUUAUGAGAGGUGCCUCUCCUAUGAUUUUACUUUCAUAAAAGCAGCAGCAAAAUGUAAGUGGCUGGUCUCUUUUCUUUAUGCAGCUCCAUGAGAAGUAGACUGGGAAAAAUGUGAGUUAUGUAGAUUAUUCCAUGUGAUCAUUAUUAUUUUAUUGAAUUCAUGUUUUGGUGGGGUAGAUGUAACUGAGUGAUAACAUUCACCAACAUUAUCUUGAAGUUAAAACUCAGAACUUAACAACUGAAGCAACAUCUUUUGGUUCUUACUAUAUGUUGGGAACAUUUAUAAUUGUAUCUUAACAAUUGAAAAAGAGAAGAUUCCCCAUGCCAUUCAGAGUUCAUAGUCUUUUGAAAGUCUUCUUGAGACUUUGCUGUUCUUCAGUCCUUCUUCAGCAUAUAUAAGGCAUUUGGGGAAGAAUUGAGGAAUGCUACCAUGGUAAAAGGCAGUUUUUCAGGAACUCCAGGCAGUGUAAAAUCAUCUUCAGGAAGUUCAGUACAGUCUCCCCAGGAUUUCUUGAGCUUUACAGACCCAGAUCUGCGUAAUGACAGUUAUACUCACUCCCAGCAGUCAUCAUCAACCAAAGAUGUACAUAAAGGAGAGUCUGGAAACCAGGAAGGGGGGGUAAAUAGUUUUAGUUCCAUAAUUGGUCUCCCUUCAGCCUCAGCUGUUAUUUCGCAGCCUAAAAGCUUUGAAAAUUCACCUGGAGAUUUGGGUAAUUCCAGCCUCCCUACAGCAGGAUAUAAGCGGGCUCAAACUUCUGGCAUAGAAGAAGAAACUGUAAAGGAAAAGAAAAGAAAAGGCAAUAAGCAAAGCAAGCACGGGCCUGGGAGACCCAAAGGAAACAGAAAUCAGGAGAGUGCUGCUCACCUCUCGGUCUCGUCCGCCUCUCCAACGUCGUCUGUAGCAUCCGCUGCAGGGAGUGUCACCAGCUCUAGCCUCCAGAAGUCGCCCACGCCGCUCAGGAACGGGAGUGUGCAGAGCCUCAGCGUGGGCUCCUCUCCGCUGGGCUCAGAAAUUUCCAUGCAGUAUCGGCACGAUGGAGCUUGUCCAACAACUACUUUCUCAGAGUUGCUGAAUGCAAUACACAAUGGUAUUUAUAACAGCAAUGAUGUAGCAGUAUCAUUUCCAAAUGUAGUAUCUGGCUCAGGAUCGAGUACUCCUGUCUCCAGUUCUCAUUUACCUCAGCAACCUUCUGGGCAUUUACAGCAAGUGGGCGCUCUCUCCCCAUCAGCUGGGUCAUCUGCACCCUCUGCUGUUGCUGCAACUCAGGCAAAUACCCUAUCUGGAUCGUCUCUUAGUCAGGCAUCAUCUCAUAUGUAUGGCAAUAGAUUAAAUCCAACUUCAUCAAUGGCAGCUCUUAUAGCUCAGUCUGAAAACAGUCAAACAGAUCAAGAUCUUGGAGACAAUAGCCGUAGCCUUGCUGGCAGAGGAAGCUCACCCAGAGGAAGUCUCUCACCAAGGUCCCCUGUAAGCAACUUACAGAUCCGCUAUGACCAGCCAGGCAACAGCAGUUUGGAAAACCUGCCCCCAGUAGCAGCCAGCAUAGAGCAGCUUCUGGAGAGGCAGUGGAGUGAAGGACAGCAGUUUUUAUUAGAACAGGGCACUCCUAGUGACAUUUUAGGGAUGCUGAAGUCAUUACAUCAACUUCAAGUAGAAAAUCGAAGAUUAGAGGAACAGAUUAAAAACUUGACCGCCAAAAAGGAGCGCCUUCAGUUACUGAAUGCGCAGCUCUCAGUGCCUUUCCCAACGAUCGCAGCAAACCCCAGCCCCUCUCACCAGAUGCACGCGUUUCCAGCACAGAGUGCUCCUGCUACUGAUUCCUUGAACAGCAGUAAGAGCCCUCAUCUAGGAAACAGCUUUUUGCCUGAUAAUUCUCUUCCUGUAUUAAAUCAGGACUUAACCUCCAGCGGACAAAGCACCAGCAGCUCAUCGGCUCUUUCUACUCCACCUCCUGCCGGGCAGAGUCCAGCUCAGCAGGGCUCAGGCGUUAGUGGAGUUCAGCAGGUCAAUGGUGUGACAGUGGGGGCACUGGCUAGUGGAAUGCCGACUGUAACAUCCACCAUUCCUGCCGUGCCUGGAGUGGGUGGAAUAAUUGGAGCUUUGCCAGGUAACCAACUGGCAAUUAAUGGCAUUGUAGGAGCUUUAAAUGGGGUUAUUCAGACCCCUGUCACGAUGUCCCAGAACCCUACCCCCCUCACCCACACAACUGUACCACCUAAUGCAACACAUCCAAUGCCAGCUACACUGACUAACAGUGCCUCAGGACUAGGAUUACUUUCUGACCAGCAAAGACAAAUAUUUCUUCAUCAACAGCAAUUCCAGCAGUUGUUAAAUUCGCAACAGCUCACACCAGAGCAGCACCAGGCGCUUCUGUACCAGCUGGUGCAGCAGCACCACCAGCAGCAGCAGCAGCACCACCAGCCCGACCUCCAGCAGCUGCAGAUCCCAGGACCCACUCAGAUUCCCAUCAACAACCUGCUCGCAGGCACGCAGGCGCCUCCCCUCCACUCAGCCACCACCAACCCGUUCCUCACCAUCCACGGUGAUAAUGCAAGUCAGAAGGUAACUAGACUUAGUGAUAAAAGUGGGCCUGUUGCUCAAGAGAAAAGUUGACACUUGAGGAAAAAACAUCUAGAAAUGGCCUAUCCUGCUGUCCUAGCACUUCAUCUGGCUGCUGUUGCAGUCCUUUUACUACACCUAUGAAGAAAUGCAACAAGAAACCAGCUGCACGACAAAGGAUUAAUUGCCAUGAGAGCAUUCUUGUAAGGCUUUGGUUGAUGUUGCUUUGUUGCACUGAAAUGAAAUUCCCAUAUCCCCUACCCCUCUCCCAGAUUAUUUUGAACUUUGAAAGAAAAUUUAAUGGCUAACUUUGGUCAGUGAAAUAAUUUACAUGGCAAUGAGUUUAUCAACCUAAGAGAAAUUAAAUAUAGUUGGUACACAACUAAUUUUGAUUAUAAAUUGCAGAGAUGACUAGCAAAACUAAAGACUUGUUCCAUUUAUAAACCAUUUGAUUUUAUUGUACCAGUUGGAACAUGAAAUAUGAUCUUUUGUUUGGGUUACAGUACAUUUGCUCUGUGAGUCAAACCUUAAAACAAAUUUCAAGGAACUGUUUAAUUUCUUCUUCUAGAGUUUUAUUGGUUAAAUAUUACAAAUAAAUAGGUCAUCCACUGGGACUUGGCAAUCUUUGUUAUAAAAAUUUCCUUUCUAAUGGGAUUUGGCCAAUUUUGGUAAUCAAGUUAGGAUGGUAAAUGUCUGCUUCUGCUAAAGGUAAUUUUCUUUUGCUAAAUGCUUUUUCUUUAGUGUUAAGACCUACUCAUAUUUUGAAGAAACCUUGAGUUAAGUGAGCUCUAAGGCUGCUGGGGGAACCAGCUCAAUUCAGAAUGAAAGAGGGGCCACUCUGGAAACUGCUGGUAGGGUUUGGCCUGGAUCAAGUGCCUGUUAGUACCUGCCUUGUGCUGAAGUGGCUCUGGUCAGCUGAGUAGCAACAGCAGCCUUCCCCGUGGUUCUGCCUUUAUUGAGAACUUUCUAUGCCACUGUAGAUAGCUCAGGCGAAGCUAUUACCUGGGUAUUUAUCCACUAAUGAGUCACAAGAAAAAUGUGUGGAUUUGGUAAGAAUUUUCUUUUUUUCUUUAGUUAGACAACUUCUCGUUGUUAACAAUGAUUUCAAACAAACAAAACAAGACAAAAAAACCCACCACAGCAGUUCUUGAAACAGGUGAAAUCUAUGUUAAAGCCCUUCCAUGCUGGGUGGCCCCACUCCUGGGGUGACAGUGUAGCAGAGUAUAAAUUAAACAAUUGGGGAUGUAAUCAUUGAACUGUUCUUGAAUGUGUGAAUUAUUAGUGGAAAAAAGACCCAGAUGUAAUUAGACCUCCACUGUGUACUUAGCUGGAAGAACAUGUUAAUUCUGCAAUAUGUCUCUUGGUUAAACAUUGCACAGUUCUUACCUCAUUUCUGUAAAUAAGGUUUUGUGAAUCUGUUUUGUAUUGUGAAAAAUUCAUAAGAUAACAUUGAUAUUUUGAUUUGUAAUAUUUCUAAUUGGUAGAUUUAAUUGAAAAGUAAAAUUAAUUUAUUUUUAUAUGUUCAGGGGAAUUUUAAAGAAAGUCAGAUCUUUUGUAGAUAAUUACAAAAAAAUCGGUGUGGUUUAUUUUACUUAUUUAACCCACUGGUUGUUAUUCUGUAACAAUUUGUACAAAUGGUAAAUUUUGAAUGUGUUGUUAUUUUACUUAGAUGUAAAAUUCCACAUGUAUUAAAGAAAAUGUACAAAGUUUUUGUUAAUAAAAUUUAAUAAUGUUUAUAACUCC